AGUACAAGGAGCGAGGGACGGUCCUGGCCGAAGACCAGCUGGCCCAGGUGGGAGAUCCGGAACAACCGCGGCUGGGGGCCCAGCCGCAAACCCGGGCUUCGUUUCCUCCUCUGCUUCGGUGUCCGGAGCGCUGUGCGCGAGCAGCGCGGGUAACGACGGCGCCCGCGAGGCUGCCUUUCCUCCAGAGAGCUGUGAUGGUUGCUCCGGGUCUCGCUCUGCCUCCCUUCUCGAGACCCCAGCAACGUCUCACUUCUGUAGAACGGUUCCCACCCCACGUGCAUCGCAGAAUAGCUGCUGCCCCCCUUCCCAGCCUACCUCGUGGUUCAGAGCGGCCCUUUGCCUUGCCUUCUCUCCGCUGGUACUGGUUUGUAUUCAGUGUUAGAAGUGUACGUGUGGAGAAGGCCGAUUCCAGCGAGCCAUUUUUAUCUUGUUUCCUUCCUUUAAGGCCACUGGGGCCAUCUGCACCGCGUGGGCAGCACGUCAGAGGCCCGAGCGUUUCGUGAGGACUCUGCUUGCUGAGUGCCUGUUGGGGGCUGCGUUUACAGAAAAACUGCACUGAACAAGUGUUAAGGCAGAAACGCUUCUCCGCAAUUCUCUUUCAGAUGUCUAAGCAGCUGGACAUGUUUAAGACCAACUUAGAAGAGUUUGCCAGCAAACACAAGCAAGAGAUCCGUAAGAACCCCGAGUUCCGGGUCCAGUUCCAGGACAUGUGUGCCACAAUCGGCGUGGAUCCUUUGGCAUCCGGGAAAGGAUUCUGGUCAGAGAUGCUGGGAGUUGGAGACUUUUACUAUGAACUGGGUGUGCAGAUCAUCGAAGUUUGCCUGGCCCUGAAACACAGGAACGGAGGUCUGAUAACACUGGAAGAACUUCAUCAGCAAGUGCUGAAGGGAAGGGGGAAGUUUGCUCAGGAUGUCAGCCAGGAUGAUCUCCUUCGUGCAAUCAAGAAGCUGAAGGUCUUGGGGAAUGGCUUUGGGAUUAUCCCUGUUGGUGGGACGUAUCUGAUCCAGUCUGUACCAGCUGAACUGAACAUGGAUCACACUGUCGUCUUGCAGCUGGCAGAGAAAAAGGGCUACGUAACAGUCAGUGAGAUCAGAUCCAGCCUGAAGUGGGAGACGGAACGUGCAAAGCAAGUGCUGGUACGUAUGAAGGUCUCUUGUGGGCAGUGGAGUUCCAUGACAGCCUGGUGGCUGCUCCCACAGCCCUGCGGCAGAUGGGAGUGCCGGGGAUGCGUUAUCACGGCAUGCGUGGGGGAUCCUAAGCUCGCUGGUAGAGCAAAGGUGGAGUACACACUGUGUAAAGGUAGGCUGAGGAAAGCAGGACCUCAGAAGCUGCAGAUAUUCCUGUGGCUUCCCUGAUCCCCAUUAAAACUCAAAUCUUGUUAGCUCGGGUCCUACACAGACGUGCAUGGUGGGCGUGGCUGGAUGUCUGAACUAUAACUUCUCCUGGUCAAGCUGAGUAAAAAAUAAUUGUAGCCCAAGUUCUACACCUUCCCUUACCCUAGAAUGAAGGCGGGGUCAGGCUGCUAUUGUGAAUGGCCUCUCAGCCAGUUAAGUUUCACUC
Messenger RNA from Egretta garzetta (little egret), 1560 nucleotides. RefSeq names its product SNF8 subunit of ESCRT-II (gene SNF8). The transcript has 6 exons. The record is from RefSeq and is a predicted model, not a curated record. Gene Ontology annotation, cellular component: ESCRT II complex. NCBI's taxonomy places the organism in Eukaryota, Metazoa, Chordata, Aves, Pelecaniformes, Ardeidae. Gene Ontology annotation, biological process: protein transport to vacuole involved in ubiquitin-dependent protein catabolic process via the multivesicular body sorting pathway. The coding region runs from base 603 to 1355 and encodes 250 amino acids.